This is a messenger RNA of Synchytrium microbalum, 561 nucleotides long. RefSeq lists its product as uncharacterized. The coding region runs from base 1 to 561 and encodes 186 amino acids. The transcript has 3 exons. NCBI's taxonomy places the organism in Eukaryota, Fungi, Chytridiomycota, Chytridiomycetes, Synchytriales, Synchytriaceae. The record is from RefSeq and is a predicted model, not a curated record.
AUGGAGGAGGAAGCUGAUGAGUGGGAAGAAGCAGCUCCAAUAACACUCGACAAACAAAUUCACGAAACCCAACUCAAGACUCCCAGCAAGCCUACGCCCAAUAAUGCAGCUAAUGACGAUGACUGGAUGUCAAAGGGGAAUGAAUCAGAACACACCGAACCAUCUCUCGUAAACACUGGCCAACGCAUCGAAGUCGUCGCGCCUCAAAUGAAGAUUUUAAAACGGAAUCAGAAUAAAGCUGGAGAUAUACCCGUCAUGCAACGAACUGGAAGUGGAGGGGUUAUGAAGACGCUUGCUGAACGGGAGGCGGAAUAUAAUGCUGCUAGGGCACGGAUUUUUGGAGGGUUGGAUGGUGCUGAUGGUGGUAGUACUAGUAAUGGUGUUGGUAAUACGAAUGCAGAGGGUGGCAGAAACAAAUCAACAACACCGGCAACUGGUGAGAAGAUUGAUUUAAACGAUGCAGCGAAUAGAAAUAGGCCGUUACCAAAGAGUAAUGGUAGAGGAGGAGGAGAGGGUUCACCUGCUAUGGCUAGGAUGGAUCCUCGCUCACAAAGCAAGUAA